Molecule: messenger RNA, 242 nt
Organism: Acaulospora morrowiae
Lineage: Eukaryota; Fungi; Glomeromycota; Glomeromycetes; Diversisporales; Acaulosporaceae
Source: the annotation of a GenBank genome assembly
AUGAUAUCUCACACAUCUACUCCAAGUACUGAUUCUUGCUCCUCGUACUACUCGUCUUCCUCAUCUCUCUCUUCACCCACAUCAUUCACAAAGUUCAGUGAGCGCCUCGACUUGGAAAGUCCAACUGCCAAUGCGUUUGAUCAACUUUCGCUCACCGACGUGAUAGAUCACCUACAAAUCAUCGAAGGCGUUCGAGUAGUUGACGGCCGGAAAUUCCUCAGUGACGAAGAAUCUAAAUACCC